Messenger RNA from Scleropages formosus (Asian bonytongue), 606 nucleotides. RefSeq names its product transmembrane protein 196b (gene tmem196b). The transcript has 4 exons. The record is from RefSeq and is a predicted model, not a curated record. Bases 1 to 537 code for a protein of 178 amino acids. Lineage: Eukaryota; Metazoa; Chordata; Actinopteri; Osteoglossiformes; Osteoglossidae.
AUGUGCACCAGCAGGAAGAUCGCGUGGAGUCUGCUGGUGCUGUCGGUGCUCGAGAGCGGGCUCGGCGUCUCGAGCAUCGCUUUGGGCGCGCUGGGGACCCGGCGCGCGCGCGCGACUCGCGGCCAAGUCCACCCGGGAGACUGUUCCCCGUUUCUAAUUUGUGGACUGUGUGGGAUGUUAUGUGCUAUGAAGAAGUCAGGACUCACUAUGAUAUCAUUUUCAGCCUGCUGCAUCUGCGGGCUGAUCUGUGGGAUCCUGAACAUCCAAUUUCUACGAGUGUUAGAACGGAGGCCAGAAGAGACACACAUCCUACAGCUGGCUGCCAUUGUCCUGGCCUCCCUAGGCAUUGCUGGCUGUGCCCUGGCCACCUGGCUCACCUGCCGACUGGCCAGCGUUGAGGAGCAGAGGAUGUACCUGGAGCGCGAGCACUCACUGAACCACUCUCACGAGAUGACUGAGAAGUUUAGACAGGAGAAAACCGCGGAAAGAACACCCAAGACCGAGUUCCGAAGGAUGAUUACAGUUUUCUGUAUAUAAAUACAAACAUCUUUACUGCAUUUGCUUUUCUUAUGCUACAUAAAACCACAAAUUCAAAACAGUUACUGU